Trypanosoma rangeli is the source of this 2103-nucleotide messenger RNA. RefSeq names its product surface protease GP63. Gene Ontology annotation, cellular component: membrane; cytoplasm. Bases 1 to 2103 code for a protein of 700 amino acids. The transcript has a single exon. The record is from RefSeq and is a predicted model, not a curated record. NCBI's taxonomy places the organism in Eukaryota, Euglenozoa, Kinetoplastea, Trypanosomatida, Trypanosomatidae. Gene Ontology annotation, biological process: cell adhesion; proteolysis. Gene Ontology annotation, molecular function: metalloendopeptidase activity.
AUGCUCCGUCUGCUUUGCUGCGCCCUGCUUUUUGUGCUAUGCGGCGGCGGCGGCGUCCCCGUCAUUGCUGUGCCGCACCGAUGCGUGUUUGAUAGCCUGCCCCGGAACGUUCCCGGCGUGACUCCCGAGGGGGAACCGGUGAGUCCUGUCCGUGUGUCGGUGGGCAGUGACUGGGUGCCCAUCCGCAUCCGGGUGUUCACAGACAACCUGGAGGCGCCGGAGGGAUUCUGCUCCAAGGCCGGGGAAAAGAUCAAUAUGUUUCUCGGCGGCCAGAUGGUCUGCCAGGAAGAGGAUGUUUUGACGGAGGAGAAGGUGGAGAUUCUCAAGAGUGUGAUUCUUCCCGAGGCGGCGUGGAUGCACAGCGAGCGCCUGUUGGUGCGGCCACUGAACGGUCCCCUGGUUGUGCCGCGGCUCCCGAAGCAGAGUGUUUGCGCGAAGUUCGAGGUGCCGGAGGAGCACCACACGGAUGGGGUGCCCGACGCCGACAUGGUGUUGUACGCGGCCGCCGUUCCAACGCUCAAGAUGACCUUUGCGUGGGCGAUGCCGUGCGCGACGCUGGGCAGUAGUGGGCGGCCUGUGGUUGGCGUCAUCAAUUACAACCCACGCCACAUUGUGAACACGUCGCAGCACAUCCGCGUGGCAGUGCACGAGAUGGCGCACGCCCUCGGCUUCAUAGCGUCGGACAUGGAGAACAUGCAGCUGGUGACGGAGGUGCCGGGUGUGCGGGGGAUGCACCGCGCACACAUUGUGCAUUCCGCGAAUACGCGGAAGAAGGCAAGGGUGCACUACGGCUGCGACUCAGCUCUGGGCAUGGAGCUGGAGUAUGUGCCGCAGAUAAAACGGCAGGCGGCUGGAGGGCAAUCACCACGACCAGCCGUGCCGCCACCAGCAGCAGCAGGAUCUUUGCCUGCUUCUGGGCCGGUGAUUCGACGGGUGACAAGGGAGGAGGGAGAGAGAGAAACGGAGAGGCGGAUAGCUUCCCGUGGAGGGCCGAGAUCAGGGCUUGGGGACCAUCCACCAGGUAUGCCUUCAUCAAUGGGGGCACGAAAUGGAAGGGGGAGACAAGGCAACGGAAGGAUAUCAGGAAGUCCGGGAAAACAAAGAGGAGCUGCAGGUACAGAAGGCGUUAAACAGCAGACUCUUAAGCUUCGUGGACCCCCUCUUCCCGUUCUUGCAUCACCGCAGGCGGUGGCGGGUGGAAACGCGGUGCCUGAGCGCGGCAGGGAGCAGACUUCCGAGGGCACUGAAUUCAUGGUAGUGGAGAAGCAGUGGAGGCCGCCUUUGUGGCUUGGUCUGAAUUCGCACUGGGCGCGGCGCAAUGCAAAGGAUGAGCUGAUGGCGAACUUGGUCGUUUCCGGCUACUACACGGCACUGACGAUGGCAGUUUUUGCCGACCUUGGCUACUACAAGGUGAAUUUUGAGAAGGCGGAGCCGAUGCGCUGGGGCAGCGGAGCCGGGUGCAAGCUGCUGACCGAAAAGUGUGUGAAUAAUGGCGUCACGAGCUACCCUGAGAUGUUCUGCACCAGCUUGAGCGGCACCGCCCUGCGGUGCACAUCUGACCGCCAGUCGCUGGGGAGCUGCUUACUGCAAAAUGUCGAGGGGAUCCCAGCGGAGUUUGCGUACUUUUCAACCAGCAUGGGCUCGAAGCCUGAAGCCCUGAUGAACUACUGCCCAUUCAUUGCGCCGACGAACGGCACUGGGUGUGUGGAUGGCAUCGAGGCUGCCAUGCCGGGGAGUGUUGUUGGCCCGACAUCGCGUUGUUUGACUGGUGAGGGCCUUCAGGUGGGCGAUGUCGCCGUGGGUGAUGUGUGCGUGGAUGUGCGGUGUGGCAAGGACGCGUUAAGUGUGCGGUACAAGGGCAGCAAGGAGUGGCAUCCCUGCCCGAGCGGGUACAAGCUGACGCCCACGGCACCAUUCACGGCAGGCCGCAUCACCUGCCCCUCGUUCAACGAUGUCUGCCUCACCAUGCUGCAGCACCGCGAGGCUGAGAGCCCCCCAAAACACCAUGGGAAGGGCAGCCCUCGCGACAGCAGUGCCUCCGUGGUUCUUCUGGUGUCGCUUCUUUUUGGUCUAGUGAUCGGCGUGGUGCUUGUGGCGCCCUAA